AUGGCGCCAACACUCCACUAUCAUGAACUUGCCGACUCGGUGAUCCUCCGCCGCAGCCUGACAAAUGUCAACCACACCCAAGCUGUCACACUGGGCAUUAUCGCCGUCUAUGUGGUUGUAAUCGCCUUAUUAUGGAACCUGCCCUAUAUUCGAUGGUCCCUCUGGCCGUUCAAAAUGCUGGUUAUAGCCUUCCAUGAAUUUGGGCACGCCAUUACCGCGGUAUGCACCGGUGGCCACGUCAAGUCUAUAUCCCUGGAUCCCCAUGAGGGCGGCGUGACGCACAUGGUCGGAGGUGCGAGUGCCAUCACCUUACCAGCCGGCUAUCUAGGCUCCUCAUUAAUCGGCGCACUGCUGAUAUUCUGUGGCUUCGAUAUCGUGGCCAGCAAAGUCGCGAGUAUCGUGUUGGGCGUGUGUUUCUUGCUCACGCUUUGGUGGGCGCGAAAGGAUAUGUUAACUAUUGUAACCAUCCUGCUGGCGGUGGGACUGUUGGUUGGCUUUUGGUUCAUUGCACAUGCCGAAGCUCUCAGGUUCCUUGUGCUGUUUAUUGGCGUCAUGUCCUGUCUUUACAGCGCAUGGGACAUUUGCGAUGACCUGAUAUUACGAAAAGUCAACACUUCAGAUGCCAGCGUUUUCGCGGAGCGAUAUGGCGGUUCCUCGCAAUGUUGGGGUGUUAUUUGGUCCCUGGUUUCGGUGGCGUUCAUGGCUGUUGCGAUCGUCGCUGGAUUGGCUGCGUUUAAUGAAAGCUUUUCGCAGCAGGAAAGUGAUUCAAGUCAUUUCAUUCCAACGAAGUUUUGA
Messenger RNA from Talaromyces atroroseus, 795 nucleotides. RefSeq lists its product as hypothetical. Bases 1 to 795 code for a protein of 264 amino acids. The transcript has 3 exons. The record is from RefSeq and is a predicted model, not a curated record. NCBI's taxonomy places the organism in Eukaryota, Fungi, Ascomycota, Eurotiomycetes, Eurotiales, Trichocomaceae.